Messenger RNA from Schistosoma margrebowiei, 1362 nucleotides. The record is from the annotation of a GenBank genome assembly. Lineage: Eukaryota; Metazoa; Platyhelminthes; Trematoda; Strigeidida; Schistosomatidae.
ACUCAAGGUUCUUGGAGGUGAAUUCAACUUUUAGCGGUGUAAAGCAUUCGAAGGUCGGAUUGGUUUCGUUUGUCUUUUGACAGUGAGUAUCAUAAUGAAUCGUGGUUUAACUGAUGCCACUAUAAAGAAUCAUUUACAAGCAAAAGAUUUAGUUGUAUGUAAUGAAAUUUCUACAUCGUUAGAUGAAUUUAAAAAAUUCCUCACUCAACAAAAAAAAUAUCGUGAAGAGUUGGGUGGCUUAUCUUAUUGUGAAUUAAUCACCUUACGUGAUGAUCUCAAAACUGUUAGUCAACAAGUGUCUUCUUCAAUAUCCAGCCUCCGGCAUACAUCUACAGCAAUUUCACGCUUAAAAACAGAUGUAUUAAAGGAAGAGAAAAAUGCUGGCAUAGCCCAUAAAACAUCUGAACAUGGACUGAGUGUUAAAAAUGAUAAUAAUGAACUGACAAGAUCUAGUUAUUUUAUGAAAAAGAUCUCUGAAUUUGAUACAAGAAUCCGAUUGUAUAAACAUGAGUUAGAGGUAUUUGAAGAGAAUGUUUAUUCUCAGCCAUUGACUCCUAUGACUCCACGAGACCUUCUUAAUAUUCUGCAUCUAAUCGAUCAUGAUUUUAUCAAUCUUGCUGCUCAGUUGUACACUACACAUGAAAACAUAAAGGCAAUAAAAUCAAACUACUUAAAAAAGUAUCGUAUGUGUUAUGGUUCAGCUCGCAAUCCAUUCGGCGAUAAUGAUGACUUUCAUUUCAAGAGUCAAAUAGAAGUUGAUAAUUUAUUUGGAACAGGAUUAAGUAAGGGAAAAAUCGGUUCAUCAUUCUCCACUCCAUAUGGUCCUUCUCCAUUCCCAACAUCAGAAACACCUACUACAUCCAAUUCAAUCGGUAGUGUUGAGAAAACUUCAAUUAUUCCGUCGGCACCUUCUACUACAACUUCAAGCAGUGUAUUGUCGAAUCAGCAGUUUGGUAUAGCUUCUUUCCAGCCUGCAUCCUCCGUACUUUCACAAAUAAGUUCAUUGACUGGUGGAGCUCCUGCUUUGAAUUCAACUGUUACAACAACAGGUUUAGUCAAACCAGCAUUCGGAUUUCAAUCACCAUUAACUACUUCAACAACAAGUUCUGUUGGUAAAAUUGGACUAUAACUUCUAGUGUGAAAGAAUUGGUUCCUUUUCUAAGAUUUUGAAUCAAAAGUCCAUGUCAGGAAAUUUUAUCUAUUUUAACGUGUUUAAUAAUGCAUAUUCCGAUAGACAUGUGUAAUAAGUGUAUAUACAUUUUUCUGUAUCACUUAUGUUAAUUUAUCGAAAUGACUACGUAUUUUUGUGCAUUCGUUAAAAGAAAUUGGGAUAGUAAAAAUAGUAGCACAAUUCAAGAUACU